Nomia melanderi (Alkali bee) is the source of this 1113-nucleotide messenger RNA. RefSeq names its product H2.0-like homeobox protein. Gene Ontology annotation, biological process: regulation of DNA-templated transcription. Lineage: Eukaryota; Metazoa; Arthropoda; Insecta; Hymenoptera; Halictidae. The record is from RefSeq and is a predicted model, not a curated record. Gene Ontology annotation, molecular function: sequence-specific DNA binding; DNA-binding transcription factor activity, RNA polymerase II-specific.
AUACGUCCGCUCAUUCGAUCUUAUGCACUUCCGUGAAAGUCGUUCUUUAACUGUCGUCUCCUGGAUCUCUUGAUACGUAAUCAAACGACACAUGUUCGCGUUCAAUAAUAUAUUGUUUUCGAUUCCGAUGAAAAGUCAAGUGAAAUCAAAUGACGUGCAUCUGUCCAGGUGAAUCGUUGUAUAGCUAUUUAAACAUGUUAUGGACGUUUUAAGUGUGAAGUGAGAUCGAAAGUUGGUUUAAACAUUCGAGAAACAAAGGAUUUUCAUUGAGAAGAGAAAAAAAUGAAUGAAAUCAAAACUCGUGUCGUCGAUACAACGAACUAUUCGAGGCAGUUGAAGUUCGGAAUAGAAAGGAUAUUAUCGGACGAAUUUUCGGCGAAGAGGACAGAUGUACUCAGGCCACUUCCGGUGCAAUUCUCCACGGUGCGGUGUCCUUGCCCCGGAAGUUGCGUCAGGUGCGAGGCCCUUCGAAUCUGCCCACCAUUUUCCUACGGACAAACGACUAUUCCUGGGAGCUACGGGAGCACGAACCAUGGAAACGGGAUCAUUGAAAACUACGGGAACAUUUAUCGGCCUGCUCCACUUCGACCUGUUCCUCGACCUCCAAUAACCUCCAGCACGGCACCGAGCAAUCAACCCGAAGCGAAUACCAGAAGGAAAAGAUCGUGGUCGAGAGCAGUGUUUAGCUCCUUACAACGGAAAGGGUUAGAGAGAAGGUUCUCCUUGCAGAAGUAUAUAACCAAACCUGACAGGAGGCAGCUUGCGGCGACGCUUGGGCUCACGGACGCUCAGGUAAAAGUCUGGUUUCAAAAUCGUCGAAUGAAAUGGCGGCACACGAAAGAAAGCGAGAAUAAUUCUCUACCGAAUCCUGACAUACAAAAGGAUUUAGCUAGGAAAUUAGCGAAGGAUAAUAUGAAAAGUUCGACGGAUAAGACUGUUUUGGAAGAUGAGGAGGAUGUCGAGAUCGAAAUCGACGUGUGAACGUCGAAGUGUACAUUAAAUAUAGGUUAAUAGCUUGUAAUUUGUAAUGAUAAAUUUUGAAUAGGAAUAAAGUUUAUAUAAAAUUGAUGAUUCCGUGUUCUUCGUUACAAUACGAAUAAGAAUGAAAUUGCA